AACAUUCGAGAUUACACGUGCGCGAGCAACUAACGUUAGCCGGAUUAGCGGAAUUUGUUACUGAACUCAGCCGUAACUCCCCCGGAGACCUGCCCUGGACAAACUGGUGGUAUAACUUAACAAAUCUCUUCUAUUUACACAAGGCCCCUCAAGAUUCCAUCAUGUACAGACUAUCCAGCGUCCUCCGACCCCUGACCUCCAGGGCCCUGACCCCAUCAGUAAACAGAGUUGUGUGCCCACAUCUUGCCAGGAGCUAUGCCAAGGAUAUCAAGUUUGGUGCAGAGGCCAGGGGUAUGAUGCUUCAGGGCGUGGACCUCCUUGCAGAUGCUGUAGCAGUCACAAUGGGCCCCAAAGGACGUAAUGUAAUUAUAGAGCAAAGCUGGGGUGGUCCUAAAAUCACAAAAGACGGUGUCACAGUCGCCAAAGCCAUUGAACUCAAAGACAGAUGGCAGAACAUUGGCGCUAAACUUGUCCAGGACGUUGCAAAUAACACGAACGAGGAAGCCGGGGAUGGAACCACGACGGCAACAGUGUUGGCGCGAGCCAUCGCCAAGGAGGGUUUUGAUAACAUCAGCAGGGGAGCCAACCCUACAGAAAUCAGGAAGGGCAUUAUGAACGCUGUUGAUGUUGUGGUUAAGGAGUUACAGAGACAGUCCAAACCAGUCACAACACCAGAAGAAAUUGCACAGGUUGCUACCAUCUCGGCUAACGGAGAUGCAGGCAUCGGUGAACUCAUCUCAAGGGCAAUGAAGAAGGUCGGACGGCAUGGUGUUAUCACUGUCAAGGAUGGCAAGACGUUGAAUGAUGAGCUCGAGGUCAUUGAGGGUCUCAAGUUUGACAGAGGAUACAUCUCGCCGUAUUUCAUCAACUCGGCUAAAGGUCAAAAGGUUGAAUUCCAAGAUGCUCUCCUGUUGCUAUGUGAGAAGAAGAUCUCAACCAUCCAAGCCAUCGUCCCAGCCUUGGAGCUUGCCAACGCUCAGAGGAAACCCCUCGUCAUCAUCGCUGAGGACAUCGAUGGGGAAGCUCUAAGCACGUUGGUUCUUAAUAGGUUAAAGGUUGGUCUUCAGGUAGCAGCAGUCAAGGCUCCAGGGUUUGGUGAUAACAGGAAGAACCAGCUUCAUGAUAUGGCCAUCUCUACAGGAGGAAUUGUAUUUGGUGAUGAAGCUAUGGACGUUAAGAUUGAAGAUGUUCAGGUCCAGGAUCUAGGUCAGGUCGGUGAGAUUGCCAUCACCAAGGACGAUACACUCAUUCUCAAGGGUAAGGGCAGGCAAGAGGAUAUUGAUAGGAGAGUGGCUGAAAUCGCUGAACAGAUUGAGAACACAAACUCAGAGUAUGAGAAGGAGAAGCUGAAUGAACGGCUUGCCAAGCUUUCCGAUGGUGUAGCAGUACUAAAGGUUGGUGGUUCAAGUGAUGUUGAAGUAAACGAGAAGAAGGAUCGUGUGAACGAUGCCCUGAAUGCCACCAGGGCUGCCGUUGAGGAAGGUAUCGUGCUUGGUGGUGGUACAGCCCUCAUCAGGUGUCUGCCAUCAUUAGAAAACAUCCCUGCCGAAAAUGCUGAUCAGAAGAUCGGUGUUGAGAUUGUAAGGAGAGCGCUUCGCAUCCCAACCCAGACCAUCGCCAACAACGCCGGUGUAGAGGGCGCCCUCAUUGUUGAGAAGGUGAUAGAUGCGUCAGAAGGGAUUGGUUAUAAUGCAAUGGAAGGAGAGUUUGUUGACAUGGUCCAGGCUGGUAUUAUUGAUCCCACAAAGGUUGUAAGGACAGCACUCCUGGAUGCAUCGGGUGUGGCCUCCCUCCUGACGACAGCCGAGACCGUCAUCACCGAGAUUCCUAAAGAGAAGGAAGAGAUGCCCGGCGGUGGUAUGGGAGGCAUGGGCGGUAUGGGAGGUAUGGGUGGUAUGGGGGGCAUGAUGUGAGGCUAGUUGCACCCCGAUCAGGGGAAACUAGAUAAGGGUGAUUAUUUUAUAUAUAAAGAGAUAACUAUUUGAAUGUGUAACAACGUGAAUGGAAAUGUACAUGAUUGUGAUUCCAGAGAUUUGAGAAGACGUGACCAGCCAUGCACCGACGAUCAUUACGAGGGAGGAAUCCUACAAGGGGGUGUUGCAAGAAACCUAAAACUGAUCGCAAGACAGUAGCAGUCCCAAGGAUCCCAACAGCAAUCAGAAGCCUUGCUAUUAUUUUCCUUCUUUGCAAGUGAUGGCUGGGCCUACUUUUUCUUUAAAAAAUCUUAAUUGACUUUCUGUCUUUGAAAAUUAUCUAUUAAAUGCUUAUUUGUGGUCGGUAUUUGCAAUCGAUAAAGAUAUCUUUCUUGCAACACCUCCUUAAGAGUAUGAAGUCAGUGAUAUAAAUGUUCCUCAAACCUGUUACAAAUCUUGUACUAGAUCAGGACACUUGCCUAUCUCUGCGAUCAUGACUGGCUGUUAUGGUAGAAAACCGCUGUUUGGUUUUCAGCGGCGUUCUGUGAAUAAACCAGUUCAAAGGUCUUUGAAAUAUUGAAAGGACUGCCCCUCAGCACAAGUGUACGGCAUUAAAUGUGCAAAUAUAUCCUGACUUUCUUAUUGUAGGAUAGAAUGGAGUGAUUAUAAAGCUAGGCAUUUUCUGACCAAAUGGUGACACACGAUGGAUUGUUUAUGUUCCUCUACAUUGUACAUUAUUAAUAGCUGCAUGUGUAUACAUCUGAUUAAAUGUAUUAUUUCCAAUGAAAGUGAAGCAUGUUUGUGGGCAAGGGAAGGAUUUGGUUUGGGACCUUUUGGAGCACUGUUUGUUGAAUAAUCAUAUAAAAUUAAGUGGGAUGUCAGGUCCAUACUUUGAUUUGUUUUUUAUUAAAUGGUUUCAAUUCUUGCUUAUGUAUGAGAUAAUUUUUUAGUACUUCUUUCUUAUUUUCAUUUCUUUCUAAGAACUUUUACAUAUGUUUUUUAUUUUCAGUCUGUUGACCAAUCAUGAUAACUUGAAGUAUGUGUAUUUUCGAAGGAGCAGAUAUGAAAUAUUACAGUGUAUGUAUUUUGAUACACGUUGAAAGUGGCUACAGGGAUAUUAAAAUUUGAACCACAUUUCACCACAUUUCAUUUUUUUAAAUGAAAGAAAGUCACAAGACUAUUGACUCUGAGACAAAAUAAGUUGUGGAGUAAUUAUACUUGAAAUUGCUUAUGUAUGGCAUUGAAAUAUAGAUCGUUUUGUCAUGUUUCUGUCUGAAUGUACCCAAUUUAUAAAUAUGUGAUUAUCAGGUGCGGUACUUCUUUGAAGAAAAUAAUUUGAGAAACUUCCUAUGUAUUGCUACUGCAAAUAUGAAUGUUUGUAUUCCAUCAUUGUGGAGUAAUUUCUUGAAAUAAAAAAGAAAAAUAUUCCCAUUA
Messenger RNA from Lytechinus variegatus (green sea urchin), 3347 nucleotides. It is a transcript of the gene hspd1, whose product is annotated as 60 kDa heat shock protein, mitochondrial-like. Gene Ontology annotation, molecular function: protein-folding chaperone binding; ATP-dependent protein folding chaperone; ATP binding. Lineage: Eukaryota; Metazoa; Echinodermata; Echinoidea; Temnopleuroida; Toxopneustidae. The record is from RefSeq and is a predicted model, not a curated record. The transcript is spliced from 11 exons. The coding region runs from base 162 to 1913 and encodes 583 amino acids. Gene Ontology annotation, cellular component: mitochondrial inner membrane; mitochondrial matrix. Gene Ontology annotation, biological process: mitochondrial unfolded protein response; protein import into mitochondrial intermembrane space; apoptotic mitochondrial changes.